Sceloporus undulatus (fence lizard) is the source of this 13667-nucleotide messenger RNA. RefSeq names its product nuclear receptor binding SET domain protein 1 (gene NSD1). Gene Ontology annotation, molecular function: histone H3K36 methyltransferase activity; protein binding. The record is from RefSeq and is a predicted model, not a curated record. Gene Ontology annotation, biological process: regulation of DNA-templated transcription. Bases 157 to 7635 code for a protein of 2492 amino acids. NCBI's taxonomy places the organism in Eukaryota, Metazoa, Chordata, Lepidosauria, Squamata, Phrynosomatidae. The transcript has 23 exons. Gene Ontology annotation, cellular component: nucleus; chromatin.
GGGCGAGCCCCACAGCCACCAUCUUGGCUCGCUCUUGCUCUCUGGCUGGCUGGCUGGCUGGCUUGCAGCGCUUGGCCAGAGAGCCCUGGACAGGCCUGGCCUGGCCUCGCAAGCGGAGCCCUGCCGAGGUGUCUUGGUUGAUGCCCGCCGUAGAGGAUGGAUCAGGCCUGCGAAGUGAGCAGGAGGGGCUGCCUGCCCCCCUUCGCCCGCCCUUUGGCGUUAGAGGCACCGGAGUUGGAGCAAGAGGAGGAGGAGGAGGAGGAGGAGGAAGAAGAAAGAGGGCCCGGCCAGUUCCUCGGGGAGGAGGAGGGCCAGAGCCGUAGGAUCCCCCCGGAGGGAUUCCGAGGGCGCAGCCUGCAGCCUUUGCCCCCCGCAGGAGCAGGAUCCGGGGCAGCAGCAGCAGCAGUAGGCCCUCCUCCUUCCCCUCGCUACAUCCCCCUGCGCAGGCUGCAGGACCUGGCCUCCAUGAUCAAUGCUGAAUAUCUGAAUGGCUCAAAAGAUGAUGGCUCUGAUUGUUUGCAGGAACUGGAAGGGAGCGACUCCAGCCCAGAGCUGGAGCUGGCGGAGGAGGAGGAGGGAGACCAUUUCAAUACCCGGCGGGACUCGGCUCGGCUCCUGGAUUUUGACACCCUGGAUCUUUGCUCGGAUGAAGGGAAGGAGAUGGACCCCCAGGCACCUUUCCUUCUCUCUGCCGCAGCAGGACAUCCGGGGAAGGACAUGAAGUUGGUGGUGGAAAAGAAGAGAGCCAUCUGCAGCAAGAAGGUGGCCGGGUCUGAGAGAGGGAGGCCUGGAUGGAUGAUGCAGGAGGCCCCUGUCAAGAUCAGGCACAAUGAGGCAGCCUCUGCCCUGCUAUCCAGCCCUGCCCUCCCCCAGCGAAUGCAGAGUAGUAACUCUUGCAAAGAGCCUGCCUUCGGAGGCAGAUGUGAGAAAGCAGGCAUGUACCCGGUGUAUGUAGAGGCAGAGCGGAAAAAGGACAAGCAACGCAGCAUGGCCAAGGCAUCUGAGAAAGUGGCUCCGAAGCAGAGGGCCCCCACACUAGGAAGCUUGAUAGAAAGGCUGGAAACUUCAAUCACGACCAAAUCCGCACCACUACCAACAGGAUUGCCAGCUGGUCAAAUCAAGAAGAAACCUAUUCCAGUAAAGUAUGAAGCUGGAGAUCUUGUAUGGGCGAAGUUCAACCGACGUCCAUGGUGGCCCUGUAAAAUUUGUCAUGAUCCCAUCCUAGAUACUCAUUCAAAAAUGAAAGUUUCCAGUCGCAGACCAUAUCGGCAGUACUAUGUGGAAGCCUUGGGGGACCCAUCUGAAAGGGCCUGGGUUGUAGGAAAAGCUAUUGUAGUCUUUGAAGGAAGACAUCAGUUUGAAGAACUACCUUUCCUUCGACGAAAAAAGAAGCAAAAAGAGGAGGACCACAGGCACAAGGUUCCUAAGAGAUUCAUGGCUAAAUGGGAGAUCAGUGUUGGUCUUACAAAUGAAUAUCUAAAGCAGAAUGGUACUCAAAAAUGUAUCCAGACUUCUAGCAAAAUGGACAGUGAGAAGGAAGUGCGUUUAAUGGGAUCUCAUGAAAAAGUCUUGUUAAAUGAACAGAACAAACAACUAAAUGGAUGUUUGAAAUCAUUUGCAUUGGAUUCCAAACAUUUCACCCAUGAUGAGGGGAAAAUGUUCACUAAAUCACGAAUAAAGAAGAGUUCUGACACCAGGAAGAGGAACAGAGUAAGAAAAAGUAACAACAAGCUGGAGACAUCCAAGAGAGAAAAUGGUGGGAAAGUGCCAGUGAGCAAAGCUAAAGACAUGAUUGUUACAGAUCUACCAGAUAAGCAGGCAUCUCAUGAACUUUGCAGAAUAGCAAAGAGCCUGAUGGGAUCCAAAGGCACUGUGGAAAAUUAUUUGCUCUCUUCUUUUGGAGAAAGACAAUUUGAAAAUAAAUCUAAGAAACCAGAGCAUGGGCUCUCUCAUAAAAACAGUCGGCAGGAGAAAUCCAAAGCAAGUGUGAAGAAAAAGAAGAACCAAGCAGGCAUAAUGUGCAGUUCAAAGCUACAGCUGCAUUAUUCUGCAACAGAUGCUGGAGUUGAGAGAAAACAGACAGAUUCGGAUUCAUCAGAUGAUGGUACCUACAAUCUAGUCUCCCUUGACCAAAGCAUAGCAGCAGCAUCUACAUAUAGUGUCCUGAAAAAUGGUGCUUCUGCAAAUAAAAGAAGAAAGGAACUGUCUUCAGGGCAAAGAAAUAUUAAACGUUCUGCAUGUGUCUCAAAAACCGGCAAUAGAAGUCGCAAACCGUUCCAAGGGUCUCUGGAUAGGAAUGUGUAUGUGGAAGCAGGAAGAGUGGAAUUUCAUGAGCCAUCCUUUGCAGAGGAGCUGGCCUCGGCUUACCGGAACAACACUCUUACCCUUGCAGAUAAGCAUACUACACUCCAAAGUAAGGGGUUCACAAGUCAAGCCGAUACAAAACAGCUUCAGUUCAGAAAUAUCAAAUGCAAACAUAAAGGGACUACUGCCAGGGCAGAAUCAUUUCUUAAGGAAGAUGAAUGUAGCUCUGAAAGCUACUUUAAUGCUACCAAAGGUUGUCCUGGGUCUCACUUAGAGGUAUCUACCAAAAGUGGGAAGCUAGAAGGCCCCAAGCCAUUGAACAGCGCACACGAGAAUUCCCAUGAUUCUGCUGAAAUAGAGACAGCAGUUGUGAAACAUGUGCUUUCAGAACUGAAGGAGCUGUCAUAUAGGUCCAUGAAUGAUGAAGCUAAAGAUAGUGAGCCACCUAAGACCACAGUGCCCUUACUCUUUUCAUCUGUCCCUGGGCAGAAUCAUUUGCCUAUGGAGCCUGAUUAUAAGUUCAGCACCUUAUUAAUGAUGUUGAAAGAUAUGCAUGAUAGUAAGACAAAAGAGAAGCAGAUCAUGACUACUCAGAACAUAGUCUCUUACAGGAGUUCUAACAGCGGUGGUCAUUCUGGAAAUAACACUCCAAGUGAUUUGACAUCUUUGCCUACAACAGGAACUGCUCCUAAAUUAGAAAAAAAACAAGAUAAAGUUCAAGAACCAGAGUGUCUGAAACCCAAAGAAGUUGCACAUUCUGAGAAGAAACGCCUUAGAAAGCCUAGUAAGCGGCUUCUGGAAUAUGCAGAAGAAUAUGAUCAUAUAUUUGCACCUAAGAAAAAAAGGAGGAGCCGGGAACUAUUUCGGAAGGCAAGUUCUCUAGAGAAGUCUGAAACCAAAUGGAAGGGCAGCACUGGCAAACAGGCUCCUAGUAAACAUCUAGACAAAAAGUCUUUGGAUUCACUUUCAUCUGCUUCUUCACCAUCUGCUUCUUCAUCUAAAGAGUCUCCUCCAGUCCUGGAGGCUGAACGUUCACUCUCAGAUGAACCUGAUUCCCAUUCUAUGGAACCAAGAUCUGAAAUGCCAGUUUUGACAUUGUCUUCACCAAAUGCUUUGGAAAAAGAAGAAGAAGAAGAAGCUAGUGCUGCUGGUCCUCCUCUUCUUCCUCCUGUUCUUCAUUCACAGGCAGUUGAAAAGUUGAGGAAGUCAGGGAACUUUGGGAACAAGCGCCGGAGGAAACCAACAAAAAAGAUCUUGGAAUCCAAUGAUUUAGAUACUACAUAUAUACCAAAGAGAGAAUGGAGUUCCAUAAAGAAGUGUUCUGAGGCUGGUCCUUUGGAUAUUGAAAUGUCUGAGUUUUACUCCACCACUCAGCUUCUGGAUGCUGCUGAAGCUCCUGAAAAGGUUCCUGUGAAACAGAGAAGGCGAAGGCGUCAGCGGCGCACCUUUGCUGCAGCACCAUAUAAAAAAGAAAAGCGUGUACGUUUAGUGAGAGAAAGACCCAGCUCUGAGGGGAACAGGGCAGCUCGGGGAACAACUGGAAGCCCCAAGGAGAUUACCAACGAAGGGUCUGAAAAUUACCAUGGAGUGCCUUCUUCAAGAAAGAUACAGGGGGAGCGAGGAGGAGGGGCCGCCUUGAAGGAAAAUGUGUGUCAGAUCUGUGAAAAGCCAGGUGAAUUGUUGCUAUGUGAAGCUCAGUGCUGUGGUGCUUUCCACCUGGAGUGCCUUGGACUCUCAGAAAUGCCCAAGGGAAAGUUUAUCUGCACCGAGUGUUCCACAGGACUCCACACAUGCUUUGUAUGCAAGAGCAGUGGAGAAAAUGUGAAGCGUUGCUUGCUUCCCUUAUGUGGGAAAUACUAUCAUCAAGAGUGUAUACAGAAGUAUCCCCCCACAGUCAUGCAGAAUAAGGGCUUCCGAUGCUCCCUGCACAUAUGUAUGACUUGUCAUGCAGCUAAUCCAACAAAUGUCUCUGCUUCUAGAGGCCGCUUGAUGCGUUGUGUUCGAUGUCCUGUUGCAUACCACUCCAAUGAUUUCUGCCUUGCUGCUGGGACAGUGAUCCUUGCUUCCAAUAGCAUGAUCUGCCCUAAUCAUUUUACCCCUCGAAGGGGCUGCAGAAACCAUGAACAUGUAAAUGUCAGCUGGUGCUUCGUCUGUUCAGAAGGUGGAAGCCUGUUAUGUUGUGAAUCUUGCCCUGCGGCGUUCCACCGGGAGUGCCUGAACAUUGACAUGCCUGAGGGGAGCUGGUACUGCAAUGACUGCAAGGCUGGAAAGAAGCCACACUAUAAAGAAGUGGUCUGGGUGAAAGUGGGGCGUUACAGGUGGUGGCCAGCUGAGAUUUGCCACCCUAGGGCCAUUCCUAUCAACAUCCAGAAAAUGAAGCAUGUCAUUGGUGAAUUCCCUGUGCUCUUUUUUGGAUCAAAUGAUUACCUUUGGACCCAUCAGGCACGAGUCUUUCCCUAUAUGGAAGGAGAUGUGAGCAGCAAAGACAAAAUGGCAAAGGGAGUUGAUGGCAUUUACAAGAAAGCCCUGCAGGAAGCUGCUGUGAGAUUUGAAGAGCUAAAGGCACAGAAGGAACUGAGACAGCUGCAGGAGGACAAAAAGAAUGAUAAAAAGCCCCCUCCUUACAAACAUAUUAAGGUAAACCGACCUAUAGGCAAAGUGCAGAUCUUCACAGCAGACUUGUCUGAAAUACCUCGCUGUAACUGCAAGCCAACAGAUGAGAAUCCCUGUGGCCUAGACUCAGAGUGUAUCAAUCGCAUGCUGCUCUAUGAGUGUCAUCCUGCUGUCUGUCCAGCUGGGGAACGCUGCCAAAACCAGUGUUUUACCAAGAGGCAGUAUCCUGAAGUAGAAAUCUUCCGUACUCUUGCACGAGGCUGGGGUUUGCAAGCCAAAAGAGACAUUAAAAAGGGUGAAUUUGUGAAUGAGUAUGUGGGAGAACUGAUAGAUGAGGAGGAAUGCCGAGCCAGAAUCCGCUAUGCUCAAGAGCAUGAUAUCACUAACUUUUACAUGCUAACUUUAGACAAGGAUCGAAUCAUUGAUGCUGGACCAAAGGGUAAUUAUGCUCGAUUUAUGAAUCAUUGCUGCCAGCCAAACUGUGAGACACAGAAGUGGUCAGUGAAUGGAGAUACCCGGGUUGGCCUUUUUGCCCUUACAAAUAUUAAGGCUGGAACCGAGCUAACAUUCAACUAUAACCUGGAAUGUUUGGGGAAUGGGAAGACAGUUUGCAAAUGUGGUGCUCCAAAUUGCAGUGGCUUCCUUGGUGUACGACCAAAGAAUCAGCCCCCUGCAUCAGAAGAUAAAUCUAAGAAGUUCAGGAGACGAUAUGGGAAACGCAAGUCACAAGCAGGAAUCAUGAAGGAGCGAGAAGAUGAAUGUUUCAGCUGUGGGGAUGGAGGACAGCUGGUUUCCUGCAAGAGACCAGGCUGUCCCAAAGUGUAUCAUGCUGACUGUCUCAAUUUGACCAGGCGACCUGCAGGGAAAUGGGAGUGUCCUUGGCAUCAGUGUGAUGUGUGCAGUAAAGAAGCAGCUUCAUUCUGUGAGAUGUGUCCCAGAUCUUUCUGCAAGCAACAUCGAGAAGGAAUGCUGUUCAUCUCUAAAUUGGACGGACGCCUGUCAUGCACAGAACAUGAUCCCUGUGGACCUAACCCUCUAGAGCCGGGAGAGAUUCGUGAGUAUGCGCCUUCCACAGAAUCAACAGCUGGCUGUCAAAAUACUCAGCCAUCAGACCAGCAGCCUGCAGCUACAGGCCCGAAAUCACAGCCAUCAGAGAGGUUACCUCUGACCGUGGCCCUGAGGCUGCAACCCUCAGAUAAAUCACCUUCCUCUUCUUUGGCUCUGAGACUAAAGUCCUCAGAGAAGCCUCCUUCCUCUGUCGCAGUGAAGCUACAGUCCUCAGAUAAACCACCCUCCACAGUGGCAUUGAGGCUACAGCCAUCAGACAAACUACCCUCCACCCUGGCCCUGAGUUUAAAGCCCUCAGACAAAUUGUCCUCCACUCUGGCCUUGAGGUUAAAACCCUCAGACAAAUUAUCCUCAGCCCUUGCCCUUAGGUUGCAGUCAUCAGACAAGCCACUCUCUGCUUUGGCCCUUAGGCUGCAUCCCUCAGAAAAAUCACCCUCCACUGUGGCCCUGAGGUUACAGCCCUCUGAAAAAGUAGCCUCCACUGUUGCCCAGAAUCAUCAGUCCUCAGAAAAGUUAGCCUCCACUGAGGAAUUACAGCCCUCAGAACAUCCAUCUACCAGAGAGGCAUCAGGAUCUCAGGAUGAGCCAUCUGCUGCAGAGGCAUCAGGACCUCAGACAACAGACAAAAAUUGUACAGUGGAAGUCCCAGGGCCUGAGGGGUCAGAUGUGUCACUUCCUGCAGACAGACCCACAUCACCAAUGUUAGACAAAUCAGCUGCCACAGAAAUACCAAAGGUCCAUAUGUUAGACAAAGUGGUAGCACCUGAGUCUUUGAGGCCUCAGCCACUGGAUAGGGCCAUCCCUGUUGGCUCACUACCUCAGGGCCCAGGCAAACAUUUUACUUCACUGAGCCCCAAAUCUCAGCUACUGGUCAAGCCAGUUGCCCCCAUAGCUCUGAGGUCUAAACCAACAGAAAAGUCAGUCACUUCUGUGGGAACUCGGCCUCAGACACCCAACAGGCUUUCUACUACGAUGGAUGCUCGGUCUGUUCCAUCAGAGAAGGAUUCUACUACUACAUGCCUGAGGUCUCAGCUGUCUGACAGGCUUCCUGCCCCAUUAAAUCCGAGACCCUUGCUUUCAGAGAAGGCCCUAAGGCCUGUUGACCAGAAUGCUCAACCAAAAGAAAGAGGCUCUGGGACACUGGAGCAGAAUACUCAGCAGAAAGAACGGACACCUGUGUCUGAGGAGCAGUCUUGUAGGCCUGCAGGGAAAUUUUCUCCAUACAUGGGACAGACAACUUGCCCCUUAGAGAACUUGCAAAUCCAUGAAAAGACCCCUUGGCUUAGUGCAAAAGUGCUGCCAUCCAUGGAGCAAUCACUUUGGACAGCUGAGAAACUGCAGUCUCCUGAGCACAGUCUUUGUUCAGGCCAAGGGGCAUCUGCACCCUCCACGGAGCAGACAUUUUGGUCAACAGAAAGAUUGUGCACAUUUGAACAACCCCCUUGGCCUGGAAGGGAAGCUCCACUGCCUUCCGGACAAGCUUCAUGGCUGCCCAGAAACAUUCAGACAUUUGAGCAGAUCUCUUGGCUCGCUGGGAAAGCACAAACACCUGUGGGGCAGGACGUUUUGCCUUUGUCUGAACAAAAUGUGGUGCUAGUACUGAACCAGGACUCUCCUGGCCACGAACCUACUGAGUCAAAACCUAAGUGAAGCCAGUUUGAGGCCAGACGGGUCAACGUAUUUGUUCUGUUCCGUUUUGUUUUUUAAUUGUAUGGGGAAGGGUAUUUUGUUUUUGUUUAUUGUUUUGUUUUUUUAAAAAACCACCUCCCCAGAUCCUUAACCUUCAACAGCAUCCCAUCAAACAUAUACAGGUACAUUUACCAAAUCUCAGUAAUGCCCAGCCAAGGAGCAAGAAUGUAGAUGGUCUAUUCCUUCUUCCUUUUGCAAACAAUAAAGCUGAAAUAUAGGAAUCCACUGUGGAUAUCAUCUCUGAUUCCAUUGAAAUAAUCACGUUACUAAUUCUGCAUGUCUGAGUGACAGGCUUGCAUUAAUAAUGUAUUUCCUAGACUGUAUCCCUCCAUAGUUCCAAAAAAAUAGGUUUCCUUCCAUCUGUUCCCACUAGAUGUUAGUCAGCCAUUUUGCACUGGCACCUUACAUAUGCCUGUUAUCGGGAGAAGUGAAAGGAAGGGAUUUGACUGUUUUUUCUCCCUAAUUUUCUUUCCUCACAGUUCUGUUUAGAAAUGUUUUGCUUGAAGAUAUACUGCCAGGUCAAAGCUUAUCAGAUACAGGUGCUUUUUGGAAGAAGAAAAAUACUUGAAGUUUGUUGAGAUGUCAGUUCUGCCAGGCAGAGCAGUUCACUCUACUGGGAACACCUGAGGUUCCCCCAUAGAUCUGACAAGUUGGAGGUUUAGUGAAAAGAAGUUUAAACUUACCAUCUAGUAGUAUGCUUGCUUGGGAAUUAACAUCUUCAGUGCAAUGUAGCCAGAGCUCCCACUUCAAUAGAAUUUUGACCACUGAGAGCAACUGCAGAAUAGAAAAAUGAAUAAAACUCUCCUCUGGUUUCUACAGUGCAUCAUGGCUGUUUACUAUCCUUUUGUCUCUGAAGCCAUAAUUAUUAGUUAUUGCAGACAAAUGAAACUGAUUUUGCCCUCUUGCACAGCAAACAUGCUUAGAAUUGUUUGUGGUCAUCUUUGGUGUAUUCCUCUGCUGAAGCAGAAUUUGGAAAUGUUUCUCUUUUGGAGUGCAAUUUCCAGAACCUCUCAAUUAUCAUGGCCACUGUUGCGGUCCAAAAAGGUAACCCUUUCAAGCUCUAGACUAAAAUAUAGCCUAAUUCAUAAGGUGGAACAGAACAGUAGCCCAUUUGAGAAUUCAUGUAACCCAUGAUGGAAAAAAUCUUAUUAAUCUUACCCUCACUAGGUUCUGGCUUAAUACAUAUCUCAUAUAACAUACGUACAUGAAUAUACAUACAUAUAUAAUGCUGAAAGAGACUUGAAUUUAAGUGGGCUACACUGAAGAGUCUCUUCAGUGGUAGUUAAUGUUAUAGUUCUCACACUGGAAUGUGAAGGGCUCCAGCAUCUGGUUGAAAUCUCUGUUCUUUUCCUACAACUCCAUUUUUCAGUCAGUGCAGCAUUCUAUACCUGGUAGGUCGCCAGGUUGGUAAACCUGUUGGAAACAUGUAGUGUUACCUGAUCAGGCAGAAGUGUUAUGUUCAGACAAAAAUUAAGAUUGGCAUGGUUCACUGUAGUACUGUAGCUGGGGAUCAGAAAAGUUACUAUCUAAGCCUGUGUUUCUGCUGAUCUUGGAUGUAGGAGAGGCAACCCGCCAUGCAGGUACUUCACAUGGUUAUUUCAGUUCAACACUAGGAUAUCAGGAAGCAGUUUUACCAUCACCUCCAUCCACACUCAUGGCUAAUGUUUGCUUCCUUUUAUGUUCUUACUUGUCUGGGCAAUUGGAUUCACGCAGCUUUAAGCAGAACUUAAUUUUUUUACCAGCUCCCGUUUUGUCCUUUUUAGAUUUCCAGGUUUCUGCGCAGAGCAGGAGUUCUAGUCCUAUCCCAACUCAGAUCCUCUCACCUUGGAACAGAUAACACUGGGGUAACUCAGGUUCUGUAGGAAAUUUACCAGUAUUGCAGUUUGUACCAUACAGUGGCAUUUCAGAUUCUGAUCUGUUACUUUUUCUGAUGUUGGCUUUCCACAAUGACGGUACCUGCUCGGCACUACGCAGCAUUCCCUACACAGUUGUGCAUCUCAUCUUCUCCUCUCAACCAUUUCACCCUCUCCAAGUGCAGCUAGUGACUUUGCACAGCAUGUGGCGAAUGGAAUCUUAGUGCUUAACAUUGGUUUUCCUGGAAGACCUGCAAGCCAAGCACUAAUCGUUGCUGAAAAUGGGGAAAUGCAAACAUGUUUUGUUUCUGCGUGACUCCUGAACAAAGGGAAACAGGACAAUUCUUCUGAAUGAUUGAAACAGAAACACUAAGCCAAGGGCAUUUUACUAAAACAUUUUUAAAUGGGAAAAAACCCCAUCUUUUUAAGCAAGCCAGCCAACCCAGUCAUGAGGCUCAGCAUAUUAAGUAUUACUCGUGUGGGGGGAAAGCUUUAAAUUUUACAUAUUUAGGCCUUCCCAUGAGCUGGACUUUGUCAUGUAGAUUGUGUGUUUAGGACUUCCUUUGUGCCAGCCUCCCUCAGCAAGCUGUACCUGUAACAAGAAAGAUUCCUGCACUGCUUUGUCGAACUCUGUUCUUGCAAUGUCGUGUUUUAACUAGCUAUUUGUUUCAUGGAAAAAUAAUAAACUGUGAAUAUUUUUGGUGGAGGCUUUUAAAUCUUUAAAACAAAGAAUUUUCAUUUUGAAUGACUUCUCAGAAGAGCAGGUUCUAGGGAGCAAGUAUGCAACACUAAUGAGGGGAUUCAUGGUGCAGCACAUUCUGAAUCUUGGGCUAGAAAAUCCUUUUUGAAGUAAGUUUAGUUUUGUUUUUUUUUUAUUUGCAUGGCAUUUCAGACAGAUUGCUUGGCAACUUGCUGUAUCCUUAUAUUUUCCCUUGCGAUCUUCUAUACAGGUUGAAUUUUAUAGCCUACUACUCACUCCCUGAAGGACUUCCUUCAUGGGAACAAGAUGCCCCUAGAUUUGACUAAGCAUCUGAAGCAGAAAAGAUCACAGACAUUUAUGUAAGGACUGUGUACAUUAAAACAUUGUAGUCGCAGCCCUUAUGAGAAGCCCAGAGUGGGGCUGUAUCUGGCCUAGACUUUCCCCAUCCCAUCCUUUCCCACAACUUUAAGACAGAAAGCAUCUUGCCAAGUACAGAAGGAAAUGUCUAGUUCAUUAAGGUAACCAAGGAAAACCACAACGUACAAAGGCAAGAAGUGUUGCAGGGAAAAAGAAGACACCCCUUGAACUUUGGUCAGCACAAGCCAGAAAUUGUUUCCUUUGGGAAAUGAGAAGGGUUGUUUGCUUACAUGUGGCAGAACUCCUGUGUCAUCAGGAGGACUGUUGGCCAAGCAGAGUCUGAGGACUGUAGUACUCUUGUGCUCCUGUGUGUCAUUGGCUAGCCACAGGAACGUGGGGUAGAAACAUGGCAUAGAUAGAAUUUGAAGAGAAUGUGUUUCUGUUAUUUGCCUUUUCUCUAGCCUGAAUUAGAAUGGCCAUAGCUAAGAGCUGGGCUACCAGUAAUACAAUUUGGUUUUGCCUUGGAUGUGAUUUUGGCAUUUUGGUAUAUGCUGUUAUUGCUUAUAUGGUACUUUGCUAGGAUUGUGAUUGCACUGAUAAACUUCUUGUGUGCAAAUAUUUUCAUACAUGCUUUUCUGUAUUUUGAGCAGAAAAUGGGGUGCUCCACUCCUAGAGUGGUACCGUAUAGAGCUUUGUUCUUUCUGACCAUGGAAGUCUAUGCCAAGAUAGGCCAGAUUCUCUGGUAAGAAUAGCUGGACUGUGUGACCUGAGAAUCAUGCAAAUAAAUAGUUUUGCACAGAUCUGCUGAUUUUGUAACUUAUUCUGUUUCUCUUGUUCCAUUAAUUAUGGAAAGGGAAGAGGAAUUUGCAACUCUUGAAAGUUUGACUCAGUAGCUCUCUUUAACCCUGAACAUGUAAAAUUCAACCAGGAGGUGCUCCUCCGUCUUGCAAUCCUAUGAAUGUAAAAACAACUGAACAUUGAGAAACUCAGAAUAUUGAAUGCUGUGUCCAGAGCCACAUUCUACAUUUUACAGUAUGCGCACAGACUUAUGGAAGAUAAGUAGCCCUGGGUGUAACAGAGCCAGGUAAUGUCCAUGAACUCUUGAGGUGAGCCAGCAGUUUGGGGGCUAAUCUGUAAGCUACUAACAAACAUUACUAAUAAGAAUUUAGUACCAAGCUGUUGAGUAUAUGACAUCUUUUUGAUGGUGAUCCUACAUCAGGAGAUAUCACUAAUGAUAUGUUGAUCUCUUGACCAACCCACAAAGCCACCAUUUCUCAGCUGCAUCCCAGCCCUGGAAAUCAGCCAUUUCCUGUCAGGGGGGAGGGGAGCAUACAAGCAACCAGCUAUUUUUCUGUAGCAGGACACACAGGCAUAGAAUUCUUUAGGGACCUCUGGAAUAUGAUGUAAUUGCCCUGUGUCUAACUAUGGAAGACCAUUUGAGCACCUGUUUACUGUUCCAACUGCUCUUCACCAACCCGGAAAUGCAGGAAGUUGCAACUGAGAAAAGGUGGAGGGGGAGCAAAGCUUGGUUGUUGUGCAGUCAGUAGUGAAUUCUAACCUCUGCAAUGACCAAAAAAGUAAUAAUUCACCAACAGGAUGUCAGCCACAGUGUUGAUGACUUCUUUGUAAGAUGCAAUUCCGUGGCGAUGCUGGUAGCGUACAAUAACAUUUUACAGAUUGUUGUAUCACAUAGUCUUAGCAUAGUUUCCCAUUUCAAGAAUAAGAGAUUUCAGAGUUCACUUUUUAACUACAGAAAUAAAUAGAAAAAAGACUAAAUUCAUUUAAUAGUGGCCCUACUUUCAUCUCUUAAAUUUCCAAUCAUUUUCAGAAAGGAAGGGAGUUUCCAUUGCACUCUUAGAAAGCAUGUGCUCACAUAUACAUACCUAAGCCACCAUUCUCUUUUAUGGCCUGUGCUUGCUUACACAUAGGGGUUAUCUAGUUGCAUUGAGCAGAAUCUUGGAAGCGCCUAUGCUUCUAGCAAAUAAAAGCUGGCAUUUGUACAAGCACUCUGUGGAGGGAAGGCAGUUGUGCUCCCUUCUGGUUCUCUUGACCACUUCUUGAGCAGCAUCACAAAAAACAGUCUCCUUGCUCAGGGCCAGUCCUGCCAUUGGACAAAGUGAACAGAUGUCAGGGGGCAGCAGAUUCAGUUUCUCACUGAAAUGAGUAGUUGUUUAUUAUUAUUACUAUUAUUAGGCUUGUUUUGUUGUUAUUUUUUUACUGCCAGGGUUUUCUGCCUCAUGUGCCAGAACAACUUGGCUGGCUUCGGAUGCUGUGCACCUUGACUUGGGUGUAUGUGGGAUGCCAUGUGUUGCUCUACCUCAGGCAGCAAAGUAUCUUGGGCCUGCCCUGCUCCCAUUUAAGCAAAAAGAAAGGAGGUGACUAGAGGAGUAUGUCUGAAAAGUAUAUCACAUUUCACCAAAAUAUUGUAUGGUGUGAUGCUUUUAAAUUUGUGAAGUCUAUAAUACUUUGGAGAAGAGCACCUCUGUAGGAAGGUAGUGAUCUCCCCCAGUGUGUUUUCAGAAUGUUAGGAGAAGGGCUUGAAUUGGAGAACAUUUCUCACUCCUUUAGAAUGGAAAAUACAACAUGAAAGGGAGAGGGGGCAGGUGAGGACAUUAGCACUGACCCAGUGCUAAGGAGCAUUAGAAGAGGAAGCUUACAUUUCUCUAAGUGAUCUAUAUCCAUUCAUCCUUCUCAAGCGUACUGGUUGCUGAUCUAGAGUUUUUCACUGAGGGUUGUGACUGAGUAGAGCUGUUGCACAAAAAGGCCUAGACAAAAUUCCUGUUGGCAAUGACUCUCCAGUGCCUAAUUGCUGUGUUUCUGCAUGGAUAAAGAAAAAAAAUCAACAGAGUAUGUACUGUGUGAGCAGCAGGGGAAAUGUUUACAAUAUCCACAUUGAUAGAAGAGGAAGAGUUCUUUGAUUACUUUUUUUUUUGGUUCCCUUUACACAUUUAACUGUGUAUGUGAAACUGGUUUGGUAAUGGAAAAAAGGUUGCCCUAUCCAAGUGUUCCCAGAAUAUGUACUGUAAUUCUUUGUAUAUAAAAGAAAGCAAUUACUGUAAAGUAAAGUUUAACUUUACUCUUAA